UCCACCUGCCGAAGAGGUGCCCAAGGUGAACUCCUACCCCUGUCCUGUGUGCUACCGAGUCUAUCCCAUGCAGAAAAGGCUAACACAGCACUUAAAGACACACAGUGCUGAAAAGCCUCACAUGUGUGAUAAGUGUGGGAAAUCGUUUAAGAAGAGGUACACAUUCAAAAUGCAUCUACUAACCCACAUUCAGGCUCUUGGAAACAGCAGAUUUAAAUGUGAAUUCUGUGACUAUGUCUGUGAAAACAAGAAGCUCCUCCUUAACCACCAGCUGUCGCAUACCACAGAUAAACCAUUUAAAUGUGAUUUUUGCAAGUACUCCACUAUCAAAGAAGACUUUCUGGUUUCUCAUGUUGCCAUUAAACACACAGGUGAGAAGCCAUUCUCUUGUGACCUCUGCCAUUUUAACACCAAACACAAAAAGAACUUGCGACUGCAUGUUCAGUGCCGCCAUCAGGAGUAUUAUGAAGACUGGGCAAAGAUCCAUCCUGAAGAGCCACCACGCAGACGCCGUCCAUUCUUCACUCUGCAGCAGAUUGAAGAGUUGAAACAACAGCAUGAGCAGAUGCAGUCUACGCAGGAAAGCAUACGAGAUACCAUU
Molecule: messenger RNA, 601 nt
Organism: Rhincodon typus (whale shark)
Lineage: Eukaryota; Metazoa; Chordata; Chondrichthyes; Orectolobiformes; Rhincodontidae
Product: zinc finger protein 335-like
Exons: 5
Biological process (GO): regulation of transcription by RNA polymerase II
Cellular component (GO): nucleus
Molecular function (GO): DNA-binding transcription factor activity, RNA polymerase II-specific; RNA polymerase II transcription regulatory region sequence-specific DNA binding
Source: RefSeq, a predicted model, not a curated record